This is a messenger RNA of Sander lucioperca (pikeperch), 652 nucleotides long. RefSeq names its product small integral membrane protein 8 (gene smim8). The transcript is spliced from 2 exons. The coding region runs from base 175 to 462 and encodes 95 amino acids. The record is from RefSeq and is a predicted model, not a curated record. NCBI's taxonomy places the organism in Eukaryota, Metazoa, Chordata, Actinopteri, Perciformes, Percidae.
CUUCACUCUCCUGUUCUUCAAACGUAUCGCAGUCUUCUUUGACUUUGAAACAUGGCUGCGUUCCAUAUUAGAGAGACCUAGGUAACGUUAGUCCAAAUGCCUGCGAUGUUAAUUUUUCGAGCAUUGUUGUCAUAUAUUUAUUCAAAGAGCGGUCGUUUAUACGUUUGACCGGACAUGACAGAUAAAGAUGUCGGUAAAGGGAAGGACAGUGCCGGGGAAAAAGGAUACAGGACCCCCGGCCUGAGGGGCGCACAGACAACGACACUGUUCCGAGCUGUCAACCCUGAACUCUUCAUAAAACCUAAUAAACCAGUGAUGGCGUUUGGACUGGUGACCAUCACCUUGUGUGUGGGCUACCUGGGCUAUAUGCACGCAAUGAAAGAAAACGACCAGCAGCUAUAUGAGGCCAUCAACAGCGAAGGGGAAAGAUACAUGAGGAGGAAGACUUCCAAAUGGGACUGAUGGCACAACAUCAGUGUGUGUGUGUCCUGUAAUGACAGAGUGAAUUAAAGCCUGACUGGACUCAAACAAGGACACCUGUCCACUUUUCUCUAAAUGCUUCCAUUAAACUUCUCUAAUCUGUAAAUACAACUACAUUUCCACACAAUAAGAUAACUGUGCAAAAUUAAAAGCAGUAGACAUGACAUUCACU